UGGCCGUGAAUCCCCGCAGCUCGGACCCGCGGGGCUGGACGCUGCCCGUUGCCUGGAGAGGCCCGGGCUCCCCGAGCCUUGCUCCGCCGCGAGGAAACUGGCGCGCGACGAGGCGAUCAGGCCUGGAGGCUGAGGGGGCGGUCCGUUUUCUCCCCAGAGGGGCUUGUGGGCCUCGGACCCGGUCGGCGUGGGUGUGGCAGAAAGCGGGGGCCGGACUGGGUUUGUGGGCGCGGCUUCUUCUGCCGGGCGGUAUCCUAAGGUCCUGCCCCACGCCGUCCCCUCAGCCUCCUAGGCCGGGCCGGGCAGAGAAGAUCCACUUUCUUCUCGGUAAGGGGCGCUGCACAGCCCCGCACCCCCACUUCAAGGCGCGCCCCUAGGGUCAGGGAAGGACCCGCUGGACACGGAAGACGCGGUGGGCGGCGGCGGCGCCCAAGCUGCGAGCCCGAACGCGGUCGUCGCGGACUUUUCUCUCGGCUCUUCAUUUGUGUGUGCAGGUGGGGGGGAGGGGGUGGACCCAAGAUCCAGGAGACCUGGAUUUUCUUUGAGUCCGGAAAAGCCUGGGCUGUAACCAGACCUAUUUGCUCCCCUAGUCCUGCGAGUCUUCCUAGAAGACCUGCGAAGGGGGAAGGAGCCGCCGCGGCGCCGCCGGCAGCCAGGUUCUCGCUCUGACUUCUAUGGACUCUGCUUCACCAGUAAAUGAUCUUUGAGAAAAACGGACCAUUUCUUGGAACCCUAAAACCAUGGCUCAUAAUAUGGUGGUAUUCAGAGAUGUGGCUGUAGAUUUCUCCCAGGAAGAGUGGAAAUAUUUGAACUCCUAUCAGCGGAAUUUGUACAGAGAUGUGACAUUAGAGAACUACAGCAACUUGGUGUCUGUGGGGUGUUCCUUUUCUAAGCCAGAUGUAAUUACCCUUUUAGAGCAAGGGAAAGAACCCUGGAUGGUUGGGAGGAAUGAGAAAAGAAGAUGGAGUCUAGAUUUGGAAUCCAGAUAUGACAAAAAAACAUUUCAAGGAAAGAAUAUUUGUGAAAUGAAUUUAUCCCAGUGGGAAAUAAUGGAAAAAAUUAGAAGUUAUGCUAUCGAAGAUUCAUUUUUGAGGAAAAAUUAUGAAUAUAAAAGGUUUAUCGAAGAAGCAGGUUCUCAGAAGGGAUAUUUCAAGCAAAUGGAAAGAAGUACUUCUGAAAAAAUGCCUACUUACAGAAAACUCACACCUAUUACUCUCUAUCAAAAAAUUCAUAGUAGAGAGAAACCAUAUGAAUGUGGGGAAUGUGGGAAAGCUUUUAGGGUCCGUCAGCAACUUACUUUUCAUCAAAGAAUUCAUACUGGUGAAAAGCCCUAUGAAUGUAAAGAAUGUGGAAAAGCCUUUAGACAGAGUGCUCACCUUAGUCGACAUCAGAGGAUUCAUACUUCUGACAAACUCUGUGAAUGUAAGAAAUGUGGAAAGAUCUUCACAUGUGGCUCAGAUCUUCGAGUUCAUCAGAGAGUUCAUAUUGGUGAAAAGCCCUAUGAGUGCAAAGAAUGUGGGAAGGCCUUCAGGGUACGAGGACAACUUAAUCUCCAUCAAAGAAUUCAUACUGGUGAGAAACCCUAUGAAUGUAAGGAAUGUGGGAAGACUUUUAGACAAUAUGCACACCUCACUCGACAUCAAAGACUUAAUAUUGCUGAAAAGUGCUAUGAAUGUAAGGAAUGUGGACAAGCUUUUCUGUGUAGCACAGGCCUUCGGCUACAUCACAAACUUCAUACUGGUGAAAAACCGUACCAGUGUAAAGAGUGUGGGAAAGCCUUUAGAGUGCGGCAACAACUUACUCUCCAUCAGAGAAUUCAUACUGGGGAGAAGCCCUAUGAUUGUAAGGAGUGUGGGAAGACCUUUAGUCGUGCAUAUCAUCUAACUCUCCAUCAGAGAAUUCAUACAGGUGAGAAACCUUAUGAGUGUAAGGAGUGUCAGAAGUUCUUCCGUCGUUACUCCGAACUUAUUUCACAUCAGGGCAUUCACAUUGGAGAGAAACCCUAUGAUUGUAAGGAAUGUGGGAAAGCCUUUAGAUUGUUUUCACAACUUACUCAACACCAGAGUAUUCACUUUGGCGAGAAACCUUAUAAGUGUAAGGAAUGUGAGAAGACUUUUAGACUGCUCUCACAACUCACUCAGCAUCAGAGCAUUCACACUGGGGAGAAACCCUAUGACUGCAAAGAAUGUGGAAAGGAUUUUAGCUUUGUAUCAGUACUUAUUCGACAUCAGCGAAUUCAUACUGGUGAAAAACCUUAUGAGUGUAAAGAAUGUGGCAAGGCCUUUGGUAGUGGUGCAAACCUUGCUUACCAUCAAAGAAUUCAUACUGGUGAGAAACCUUAUGAAUGCCAUGAAUGUGGGAAAGCCUUUGGUAGUGGUUCAAAUCUUACCCACCAUCAGAGAAUUCAUACUGGUGAGAAACCUUAUGAAUGUAAGGAAUGUGGGAAAGCAUUUAGCUUUGGUUCAGGCCUUAUUCGUCAUCAGAUAAUUCACAGCGGUGAAAAGCCUUAUGAGUGUAAGGAAUGUGGGAAGUCUUUCAGUUUUGAAUCUGCCCUUACUAGGCAUCACAGAAUUCAUACAGGUGAGAAACCUUAUGAAUGUAAGGAUUGUGGGAAAACUUUUGGCAGUGGUUCCAACCUUACUCAACAUCAGCGGAUUCAUACUGGUGAGAAACCAUAUGAAUGUAAGGCAUGUGGAAUGGCCUUCAGUAGUGGUUCUGCCCUUACUCGGCAUCAGAGAAUUCACACUGGUGAGAAGCCCUAUGUUUGUAAUGAAUGUGGGAAGGCUUUUAGUUUUGGAUCAGCCCUUACUCGACAUCAACGAAUUCACACUGGUGAAAAACCUUAUGUAUGUAAGGAAUGUGGAAAGGCUUUUAAUAGUGGCUCAGAUCUCACUCAGCAUCAAAGAAUUCACACUGGUGAGAAACCCUAUGAAUGUAAGGAAUGUGAAAAAGCCUUUAGAAGUGGUUCAAAACUUAUACAGCAUCAAAGAAUGCAUACUGGUGAGAAACCCUAUGAGUGUAAGGAAUGUGGGAAGGCCUUUAGUAGUGCUUCAGAUCUUUCUCAACAUCAAAGAAUUCAUACUGGUGAGAAACCCUAUGAAUGCAAGGAAUGUGGAAAGGCAUUUGAAUGGGCAGAUUCACUUAUUUAUCACAAAAGAGUUCACAGUGGGGAGAAACCUUUUCAAUGCAAAGAAUGUGGAAAGGCCUUCAUUCGUGGCUCACAUCUUACUCAGCAUCAAAGAAUUCAUUCUGGUGAAAGACCUUAUGAAUGUAACGAAUGUGGUAAGGCCUUUUUUCGUGGCUCACAACUUACUUACCAUCAGAGAGUUCAUACUGCAGAGAAACCUUAUCGAUGUAUGGAAUGCGGAAAGGCCUUUAUUCGUGGGUCCCAACUUAAUGAACAUCAGCGAAUCCACACAGGCGAGAAACCUUAUAAAUGUAAGAAAUGUGGAAAAGCCUUUAGUUAUGGCUCGCAGCUUACAUUGCAUCAUAGACUUCAUACUGGUGAAAAGCCCUAUAAAUGUAAGGAUUGUGACAAGUCCUUUAUUCGUGGCUCACAACUUACUGAACAUCAGCGAAUUCAUACAGGUACCAAACCACAUGAAUGUAAACAGUGUGGAAGUACUUUUAACUAUGAAUCUCAGCUUCUUCGACAUCAGAGGAUUCACACAGGUGAGAAACCUUAUGAAUGUCAGGAAUGUGGAAAAUCAUUUGUUCGUGGCUCACAACUUACUGAACAUCAAAAAAUCCACACUGGUGAGAAACCUUUUGAAUGUAAGGAGUGUGGGAAGGCUUUUAUUCGUGGUUCGCAUCUUACGCAGCAUCAAAGGAUCCAUACUGGUGAAAAACCUUAUGAAUGUAAAGAGUGUGGGAAGGCCUUUAUUUAUGGCUCACAAUUGACUCAGCAUAUGAAAACUCAUACAGGUGAGAAUCCCCAUGAAUGUAAACAGUGUGGGGAGAUUUUUAUUUAUGCCUCACAGCUUACUCUACAUCAGAUUUUUCAUACUGGUAGAAAACCAUAUGAAUGUAAGGAAUGCGGUAAGGUUUUUAUUCGUGGUUCACAGUUAACGUACCAUCAGAGAGCUCAUACUGGUGAGAAACCCUAUGAAUGUAAUCAAUGUGGGAAGGCCUUUAUUCGUGGUUCACAUCUUACACAGCAUCAAAGAAUUCAUACAGGUGAGAAACCAUUCAAAUGUGAUGUGUGUGAUAAGGCUUUUAAUCGUGGCUCCCAACUUACUCAACAUCAGAGAAUUCAUUCUGGUGAAAAACCUUUUAAAUGUAAUGAAUGUGGUAAGAACUUUAGGCGUCAUUCACACCUUACUCAACAUCAGAAACUUCAUAAUGGAGAAAAACUUUGAAGACAGUAAUUUAGUAAAUUCUUCGCCUGUUUAUUACCCUGCUUUGGAAUAUAAGAAAAUCAGACUGUGAGUGUGGGAAUCCUUUAUAAUUUUCAUAACUAAUUCCCAUUAGAGAAUUAACAGUGAAGAAAAGCUAGAUUACUAUAAAUGUGGAGUUGUUUACAUCAUACUUCAAUCCCUAUUAGACAUUAAUACAUGUGUUUACCUCCCUGAAUUGUAGUGUUAUCUGAUUAGGUACCAUUUUUUUAAAGAUCAUCUAUGUUACAAGAUUUAUUCUAUGUGUGUUUUGUUGGGAAAAUUACUUUUGUUUGCUUUAUUUCCUUAUUUAUAAAACAUAAUACACCUCACUGAAAUGUUUGGUUUUAAAAGGAUAAACAAGCUUUAAAGAAAUGUACUAAUUAUGCUCAUUGUUAUUUUUAAACAUUUUUAAAGGAAAGCUAUACAAAAUACAAGUGUAGAAAAGUAUACAUCCCUUUUGAAGUAUCAGAUAAAUCACUUUGCAACAAAGCUAGUAAGUGUGAAGCUAUACCAUGUUCUGAACCAUAGCAAUUUUAGAGAAAAUUACAGGGGAAAAUGAAAAGCUGCUAGUGAAUAUUUGUGUAACGAGGUUUGUGAGGUUUGUGUGACUAUAAAUUUCCAUUCUUCCUGAGGUUGUAAGCACUUACAAAUGAUUUCUGUGUCUUACAGUAAAUGCAUGUUUUCUCUUAUAAUAAAUGGACAAACGCAGCUAUUUAUUUUAGAUUCACAUGUGACCGGUUUCUCUGCGUUUCCACGGUUUGAUAUUUACAACAUUAUCUUGUUCGAUAGGUAUGUUGUAAUACCUCCUGUGUUUUUUAAUUUGUGCUUCACUUAUUACAGAUUUACGUUAUUUGAAAUAGUAAUGUACUUUCAUCUGCAUAUCCAGUUUGGUGAAGUGCUUGUGUCUUUUUACUUUUUUUUUCUAUUGGAUUUUUGAAAGAGUGUGUCCUAUAUUCCAGAUAUUAGUCCUUUGUUGCCUUCAUGCUUUUCAAAUAUUUUCCUCAGUAGCUGACUCUUUAUCCAUUGACUUUUUCUUUCUUUGUUUUUGGACGACUUUGGCUGUGCUUAGGACUUAAUCCUGAUUCAGAGCUCAGGGAUCAUUUCUGCUGGGAUGUGGUGGGUGGGGGAUCCAACUGAAUUGGAUGUAUUUAACUGCCAUGAAGAGCAAGUUUUUGUUUUGUUUUUUUAAUGCAUAUUACAAUUUCCUUCUUUCAUUUUUUUUUUUUUUUGGUGGGGGCUGCAAUUGACCGUGCUCAGGUCUUAACUCAAGGGAAGAGCAAAUUUUUCACUGUCACUGUCAUCCGGUUGCUCAUCGAUUUGUUCGAGCGGGCACCAGUAACGUCUCUCAUUGAGAGACUUGUUACUGUUUUUGGCAUCUCCAAUAUCCACGGGUAGCUUGCCAGGCUCUGCCGUGUGGGCUUCAUACUCUCAGUAGCUUGCCUGGCUCUCUGAGAGGGGCGGAGGAAUUAAACACGGGUUGGCCGAGUGAAAGGCAAAAGCCCAACUGCUGUGCUAUCGCUCCAGCCCAAGCAAAUUUUUAAUGUUGAUAAUUUUAUAUCAAAUUUCAUAUCCAUAAAAGAAUUUUGAUAAGAUACUAAUUAUUGCCACGCCUAGUUACCAAAGAUUUUCUCCAAUGUUUUUGCCAAAAUUUUACAUUUAACAUGUAUGAUUAUUUCUAGUUAUUUGCAUGCAUUGUAAGCUUUAGUUUGAGUUUCUUUAGUUUAUGCUUGCCCAGUUGUUCCAGUACCAUUUGUUGAAAAGACUGUCUUUUCUCUCUUAUAUCUUUUUGUGCCUUUAAAAAAAAUCUUGGCGGGCAGGGUGCUUGCCUUUCAGCCUAGGUUGAACCUAGGUUCAAUCCCUGGCAUCCCAUAUGGUCCCCAGAGCACCAGCAGGAGUAAUUCCUGGGUGCGGAGCCAGGAAUAACCUAUACUCACCGAGUAUGGCCCCAAAAUAAGACAAACAAAAAUGAACCUUAGACAAAUUUGUCAGGAUUUUUUUUUGGGGGGGGUGGGGAUUCUUACAUCAUUUUAAUCUGUGACUGUCCUUGAUUAUUGUCACUAUAUACAGUGUCCUUACUGGUGAUUCCUUUCACUUUCUUUUUUGAAAAUAACUGCUAUUCUAGACCUGUGUUUCACUUACAAAAUAAACUUACAUUUAAGUAUAUCUAUAAAAUUGGAAUUUAAUUUGAGUUCUAAUCUGAGAACUUGCUAUAUAUUUUUGCAUCAGAAGGUCUUUAUGUUUCUCCUCAAAUGUUGCAUCCCAUUUUUCAUAUCACUGCCCUAUAGGAUCUUUGCUGAUGUAAUCAAAUUAAGAUGAGAUUACAGUAAGCAGAAAUCUAAUUACUGGUGUCCAUAUUAGGGGAAGGAAAUGUGGGCUGGAGCAAUAGUUCAGUGGGUAGGGCACUUGCUUUGAAAGUCAUGUUGGGGUAGCUCCCAUCCUCCACCUCCAGAAAGGAAAUGUGGACAAUAGAGAUAUGAAAUCAGAGGUAGUGGUUGGAAUAAUGUAUCUGUAAGCCAAAGAACACAGGCUUACUUGUAAUCACCAGAAAAACUUAAGGGCAAGAGGAAUCCUCCCCUAGAAACUUCAGGGACAGACCUUAGUCCUACAAGUUCCUCCCUGACUAGGGUGUGUCAUCUUUCUACUUUUUAAUAAACUUUGUUAAGAUUCUUUAAAAAGGAAAGAAAAUAACCAGAGGUAGCAUAGCCCUGCCAAUACCUUGAUUUUAGGUACUUAGUUCCCCAAAAUACUUUUAAAAAGUUUGCUAUCCUAACCUAUGGUAUUACUGACAGUCAUUUGAUUUAUUAGGAUUUGUAAUUUUGGUAUACAGCUUAUAUACAUAGUUUGUAAGUGGAUUUUCUUUUGAAAAAUUUAAAGAUGUUUCUUAUUUGGUUUUUGCUUACCUGUCAUCUGUAUAAAUACAUAUGUAUUUGUAUAUGUAUAUAAAUAUGUGUGUAUUUAAAUUUAAAAUCUCUGGCCUUUCUGCAGAACUCACUGGUUCUGGAAGGUAAUUGUCAGUGAAUUUUCUAUGUACACAGUGUUCUCUGAAAGCAAAUUUAUUCCUUUCUAGACCAUAUGUUAAUGUUUAAUAACCGUGUUGAGGGUAGAUAUUGUUGUCUUGUUCCUGGUCUUAUUGGGACAUGCCCUAAAUAUUAUAUCAUUUUUUAGUUACUUUGUGUGUGUGUGUGUGUGUUUGAAUUUAAAAUCUCUGUUCUUUCUGCAGAACUCACUGAUUCUGGAAGGUAAUUGUCAGUGAAUUUUCUAUGUACACAGUGUUCUCUGAAAGCAAAUUUAUGUAUUCCUUCCUAGAUUAUAUGUUAAUAUUUAAUAACAGUAUUGAGGGUAGAUAUUGUUGCCUUGUUCCUGAUCUUAGAGGGGGGACAUACACUAAAUGAUACCGAUUAUUAGUUACUUUGGGGUGUGUGUGGGGUGUGUGUGUAUGUGCAUGUGCUUUGGGAUCACUCCCAUAUGUGUUUCUGGCAGUACUCUGGGGACUAGGAACAUGUCUGGGUGCCAGGGAUUGAACCUGGGUAAGGGUCAGCUAUGUGCACAGUUCUACUCACACUCCUGUACUAUCUGGCCUCUACUUUUUUUUUUAACCACCAUUGAAGGAUUGUCCCUCUAUUCCUUUUGAGUUUUAUUUUUAAUCUUAAAUAUUUUGGAUUUUAUCAUUUGCUUUUCUUGUUGCAAUUGAUAAUAUUAUUACUUAUCUUCAACUUCAACUAGUUCUUUAACUUAUUCUAACCCCAACUUGUGAAUCACAUUGAUUAAAUUUUAUUUCUUUUGGUUGUGAGGCCACACCCAGCAGUGCUUAGGGACAAAUCCUGGUUUGAUGUUUGGGAGUCAGUUCCCCCUUAAGGGACAUGCGGUGCCAGUGAUCUGUCCAGGCUCCCUGCCUGCAAAGCAUUUACUUGACUAUCUCUCCAACAUUGCCUCUAUGCCUGCAGCAAGAAAGCAAGUUUAUUAAACUAUAGGACAUUUUAGAACAGAAAUGAGUUGAUCACACAAAUUGUAGUCAACAAACAUUUUUUUUCAGUGUCAACCCACUCGUGUCUGCUCAUAAUAAAUCACAUGUAAAACUGGGUAUGUUUGUCAGCUGUAGCAUUAAAUACCUUACAUGUGUGAAGCUACAGAUUCAGUACAUAUCAUUACACACAUCAUUUAAGUGAUAGUCAUGUUGUAUAUUUCCUUGUUGGAAUUGAUUUACUAGCAUUUUGUUGAGGAUUUUGAGCUUAAAUUUAUGAAUGUUUUAUCAUUUUCUUUUUUUAUGGCAAGGGGCCACACGGUGAUGCUCAAGGAUCUGUACUCAGGAAUUAUUCCUGGCAGAUUUGAUUGCUGGCAUCCUGACCAUGUGGGGUGCUGGUGAUCAAACCUGGGUCGGCCCAUGUAAGGUCAGCGCCCUACCCACUAUAAACAGUAGCUCUGGCUCCUGUUUCUUCCUGUUUUUAUCUUAGCUGUUCUUUGCUUACUUUGGUUAAUAGAGAUAUAAAAUGAGUCUGAACUAGGGUUCAGGUUCAGAAAUACUCCCGAAAUAGAACACCAGUUUCAGUGUUCUUGUUCUAUUUCUGGAAUAAGCAUUGAAUUUAUUUUCAUUCUGUAAUUGAAACUUUGCCAGUGUGGUUACUGGUGUUAGGAUUUCUUUGCUGGGAGAAGUGAGUAUAUAAUUAGACACCGAUAUAAAUUAAAUGUCUUUAAUUGCUAUUAGACAACCUGACUGUUUGGGAUAUCUGUUUCAUCUUAGUCAUGAUUUAGUAGUUUAUAGUUUAAAGAAACGUAACAUAAGUGAAUUUACAU
Messenger RNA from Sorex araneus (European shrew), 9167 nucleotides. Its product is annotated as zinc finger protein 345. The coding region runs from base 741 to 4358 and encodes 1205 amino acids. The record is from RefSeq and is a predicted model, not a curated record. Gene Ontology annotation, biological process: regulation of transcription by RNA polymerase II. Gene Ontology annotation, molecular function: DNA-binding transcription factor activity, RNA polymerase II-specific; RNA polymerase II cis-regulatory region sequence-specific DNA binding. NCBI's taxonomy places the organism in Eukaryota, Metazoa, Chordata, Mammalia, Eulipotyphla, Soricidae. The transcript has 8 exons.